UGUUACCAAGUAAACCCACACACACUUCAAGAGAAUAAGAAACAAAAGAAAAAGAACUCUACUUGGGGGCUGAAGAUCACACAACACCACUAAGGAAGGAGAAAACAAAACCCUUAUUGUAUUGGAUUGGGGUUCCAUAAGGGGCAAAAGAAGUAAAAAGGAGGAGAUUGUAUCUUUGGGCUGGAGGAUAUAACAGGAUGAGCAAGGUUUUGGAGGGGAGAAAAUCAAUAAAAGGAACACGGUAACAGCGAAAGAGGGAAGGUAUCAUCAGUUUGGAAGGAGAGCAUGGAGCACAGUUGGAGAGGGGAGAAGAGACGAAACAAAGGGCUCAGCGAACACGCAUGAGCCAAAUUCGAAGCUUCAAUCAAAAUUUUCAGCCAUGCUUUCUCAUGAUUGGGGCUUUCUUGUGAACUGGAGAUGCAUACUCUAACAAGCCACAGGAUGAAGGGUGGGACUCACUUUGUUGGAGUAAGCAAUGUGGUGGACUUGGAUUUAGAGAUGUGCUUACCUGGAAUACAGCUUGUUUAGGUAAGUAUGUUUGGGCCAUAACUUCUAAACAAGACAAUGUCUGGAUAAAAUGGAUUCACUCUGUGAAUGUGAAAGGGGAGAAUUGGUGGCACUAUAUUCCUAAGGGAGGAGUUAGCUGGUAUUGGAAGAGAAUCUGUAUGAUCAAAGCGGAAUUAAAGAGGCAUUAUACUGAAGCUGAACUUUCUCUGUUGCCAAAAUACUCUAUACAAGAUGUAUAUGAUGAACUCAAGGGAGACAAGCAGAAGGUAACAUGGGAUAAGAUGGCGUGGAAUAGACUGAGUGUUUCUAAACAUAGAUUUAUAAGUUGGUUGGCAGCUCAAUCCAAGCUCCAGACAACAGCUAGGAUGGCUCAGAUUAGAAUCAAUGGCUCAGAUAGGUGUUUAAUCUGCAAUAAUGGGACUGAGGAUCAUGUUCACUUCUUUUUUCAAUGUCAAUAUAGUGAGAAGUGUCUCUUGGCACUGAAGAGAUGGUUGGGGAUUACAACAACAAGACAUACAUUUCAUGAUCUCAUCAGAUGGAUUCAGAAUUCUAAGAAGUCCAAAUUUGUGAAGCAAGUUUACUAUGCUGGUCUUGCAGCUUUAUUUUGUCAUAUUUUAUUUGGCAAGCUAGGAAUAGCAGUUAUUGGAAUGCUUAUAUCCAAGUGUGGAUUAUACAGUGAAGCAGCUCAGAAUAAUAGUCAAGAUGAGAAUUGGUACAAUGAUGCCAAAGAAGAUUAGUACGAGUGAUGUGAAUUGGUUCAGUAAUUUGUAGGGGGAUUUAAUCUCUUGUAAUCCUUAAAGAUGUGUCAUUCUUUUGUGAUGAAAGGUCCAACCUAGUUGGUUCGUUUAUCCUUAGGAAUGUUUAGGUUUAAUGUGUUGAUUAUCAAUGAAAGCUUGUUUACUUAUAAAAAAAAAUAAAAAUUAGUUCAA
This is a messenger RNA of Beta vulgaris subsp. vulgaris (sugar beet), 1436 nucleotides long. RefSeq lists its product as uncharacterized. Bases 666 to 1244 code for a protein of 192 amino acids. The record is from RefSeq and is a predicted model, not a curated record. Lineage: Eukaryota; Viridiplantae; Streptophyta; Magnoliopsida; Caryophyllales; Amaranthaceae. The transcript has 2 exons.